This is a messenger RNA of Fonsecaea erecta, 1383 nucleotides long. RefSeq lists its product as hypothetical. Gene Ontology annotation, cellular component: cytoplasm. The coding region runs from base 1 to 1383 and encodes 460 amino acids. The record is from RefSeq and is a predicted model, not a curated record. The transcript is spliced from 3 exons. Gene Ontology annotation, molecular function: electron-transferring-flavoprotein dehydrogenase activity; flavin adenine dinucleotide binding. NCBI's taxonomy places the organism in Eukaryota, Fungi, Ascomycota, Eurotiomycetes, Chaetothyriales, Herpotrichiellaceae.
AUGUUUGCAAGACUCUUCCUCUACCUCAAAUUGCUCGGCUUCACUCUCUCCAUCUCCCUGAAAAGACUGGGCAUUUAUCUCUCGACUAAGAUCCACCGCCUGCGGUACCGCCCCGUGCCCGACCCGCGCAACGUCGUGAUCAUCGGCGGUUCCUUUGCGGGCUAUUUCCUCGCGAAGCGCCUGGCCGAGUCCCUGCCCACAGGAUACCGGGUGGUGCUGAUCGAGAGACAUUCCCACUUCCACUUCACGUGGAAUUUCCCACGUGCCUCCGUCCUCUCGGGCCAGGAAGCCAACGCCAUCGUCCCGUACCCGGCCCAUGGCCCACGAAGUGCACCGGACGGAGCAUACGUGUUCAAGCAAGGUACCGUCACCGCCAUCGAGUCCGGCAAAGUCGUACUGCAGGACGGAUCAGAGAUCGCGUACGAGUACCUCGCCAUCGCGACGGGGUCUCGGUCGCGGUAUCCGGAAAAGCUCGACGGCGAUGGCAACGGCACCGGGAACGUGAAAGCGAACUGCGUGAGAUUCUUCCAAGAAGAACAGCACCGCAUCGCGGCGGGACAGGACAUCGUCGUUGUGGGCGGCGGUGCGGCAGGCGUCGAAGUUGCCGCGGACAUCAGGAGCAAGUAUCCGCAAAAGAGCGUCACGCUGGUGCAUUCGCGGGAGAACCUGCUCAACAACUUCGAUCGGGAACUGCACAACAUUGCGAGGAAAGCGCUCGAGGAGCUGGGCGUCACGCUGUAUUUGGGCGAGCGGGUGGUUGGAGGACUGGAAGGGGAUGAUUCAAAGCAGGUCACCCUGCGUAGCGGGAAAGUCAUCCAGUGUGAUACGGUGAUCCAUUGCACCGGCCAAGCGCCCAACUCGUCCCUCCUCGCCACCUUCUCGCCGGACUCCGUGUCGGCCACGACGGGUGCCAUCCUGGUCGACAAAGCUCUCCGCGUCCGUAACGCACCAGCCUACAACAACAACAUCUUCGCGCUGGGCGACGUGGUCGACCUGCCCGGCCCGAAGAUGGGAAGGGCCGCAUCGAUGCAGGCGUUCCUCGUCGCGGAGAAUAUUGUAAGGGCGAUUCGUGCGGAUCAGAAGAGGGACGGGAAGCGGAAGGAGACAAAUGUGAACACAAAAACAAGAGCCACGUCGUCACCGGCGUUGAAGGAGUACACGCCGUCGUUGAUCGACUCGUCCAUUGAAUUGACCUUGGGCUUGGGCAAAAGCGUCACUUUCAUCAGCGACGGCGGCGGCGGCCACCAACACGUGUCCUUUGCGCGCGCCAUGCCCGACCACGCCCUGCACGCGGCGCAGAUGUGGAGGAUGAUGGAUGCCCAGCCGUUCGUCGACCCGGGGGACACCGACAGCGACAGCGCGGCAAAUGUCAAUGGUGGAUAG